Messenger RNA from Vitis riparia (riverbank grape), 1746 nucleotides. Its product is annotated as flavonoid 3'-monooxygenase CYP75B137-like. Lineage: Eukaryota; Viridiplantae; Streptophyta; Magnoliopsida; Vitales; Vitaceae. The transcript has 2 exons. Bases 1 to 1608 code for a protein of 535 amino acids. Gene Ontology annotation, molecular function: monooxygenase activity; iron ion binding; heme binding. The record is from RefSeq and is a predicted model, not a curated record.
AUGACACCCAUCUCACCUUUUCUCGAGAAACAAAUAGCCAUGUUAUCCGAUGCGUGGUCAUGGUGGUGGGAGAGCACUAAUAGCAGCGAUGAAUUUGCACGAGUGAGCCUUACCUUUGCCUUAAUCAGUCUUGUCAUCUCUUGGUACGCAUGGAUGUUCAUCAAGAACAGUGGCGGCGCACCACCGCCACCGCCGGGACCGCGCGGUCUCCCACUGCUUGGAUACCUUCCGUUCCUGGAUCUGGAGCUGCACUCCCACUUCGCCGACCUGGCUCGAGCCCAUGGACCCAUCCUGAAGCUCCGGCUGGGCUCCAAGGUUGGCAUCGUAGUGACCUCACCUUCCCUUGCCCGUGAAGUGCUCAAAGACCACGACACCAUCUUCGCCAACCGCGACGUGCCGGAUUUGACCAACGCGUUACAAUACGGCGCCUUCGACAUAGUAUGUACCCCGUUCGGGCCAGAGUGGAGGAUGUUAAGGAGGGUGUGUGUGCGUGAGAUGCUGAGCAGCGCGACUCUCGACGUCUUCUAUGACCUCCGCCGCCAGGAGUUCCAGCGGACGGUGAGAUAUCUGCAUGGUCAAGCAGGAUCACCGGUAAACGUGGGAGAACAAAUGUUUUUGACUGUAAUGAACGUGAUAACGAGCAUGUUGUGGGGUGGGACGGUGAAGGGGGAAGAGAGAGCGAGCCUUGGGGCAGAGUUCAGGCGAGUGGUGGCAGCGAUGACGGAGUUGAUGGGGAAGCCCAAUAUAUCUGAUUUUUUUCCAGGAUUGGCCCGGUUUGAUUUGCAAGGCAUUAGAAAACGGUUUGGAGAAUGUGCUCUGAAGUUUGAAGGAAUAUUCGAUUCAAUUAUCCAACAGAGAAUGAAGAUUGAUAAAGAAGGUGGAAACGGAGGUGGGAAGGAUUUUCUGCAGUUUCUAUUGAAGCUCAAAGAUGAAGGAGACGCCAAGACGCCUUUGACAAUGAACCACGUCAGGGCCCUACUCUUGGAUAUGGUGGUGGGUGGAACCGAUACCACGUCUAACACAGUUGAGUUCGCCAUGGCUGAAAUGAUGAACAAACCAGAGGUGAUGAGAAAAGCACAACAAGAAUUGGAGGUAGUGGUUGGUAGAGACAAGAAAGUAGAAGAAUCCCACAUCGGAAAACUGCCAUAUUUAUAUGCAGUCAUGAAGGAAGUUUUGCGGUUGCACCCAGCGCUCCCUCUGUUAGUUCCUCAUUGUCCAAGUGAAUCAUGCGUUGUGGGAGGUUAUACCAUUCCCAAGGGGGCUCGAGUCUUUGUUAACGUGUGGGCAAUACACAGAGACCCAUCAAUUUGGAAAUCCCCAUUGGAGUUUGAUCCGGAGAGGUUUUUGAGAGGGACAUGGGACUACAGUGGAAAAGAUUUCAGUUAUUUUCCGUUUGGCUCAGGCAGAAGAAUAUGUGCAGGUAUAGCGAUGGCUGAAAGAAUGGUGAUGUUUUCUCUUGCGACACUUUUGCACUCUUUUGACUGGAAAUUGAGGGAAGAGAAGUUAGAUCUUUCAGAGAAGUUUGGAAUUGUGUUGACAAAGAAGAUGCCUCUUGUGGCCAUCCCUACACCAAGAUUAUCUCACCCAGCACUCUAUGAGUGUGAGUAGGGUGGAGGAUGUUUCCGCGUAUACAUGUCUUUUGGAAAAUGCUAAGUAAGGCUGACGUUUGCCUAUCAUCUUCUAUUAUGGGCUGUUCUUGGCAUUUGAAAAGAAAUCAAAGAAAACACACCACUUUGUUUAUUUUUA